AUGUCUCGCAGUGUAAUGCGGCUGUGUGUCGUGUGUGUGUGUUUGUUAGUGGUGGUGAAAAAUGGUGCAGCAGACGCGCAAGUAUCUCCAGUUAAUAACAAUAGCAGUAAAGAUGGUCCCGUAACGCACAGUGUGUCGGGCACGUUCCGCGGCUCCUGGAUGGAGACGCGCCGCGGGAGACGCUUCCAGGCUUACCGCGGGAUACGAUAUGCAGAGCCACCUGUCGGGGAACUGCGGUUCCAGCCCCCGCACCUCAUCCUGCAGUACGAAAAAGUGGUGGACGCCAGUAAGGAAGGUCCAUCAUGUCCGCGGCCCGCCAGCCCCGGCUACUAUGUGGACGAGGACUGCCUCACCAUCAACGUGUACACUCCUGGCAGUGGCCACAACAGUACCAAACCGCUCCCCGUGAUCUUGUUCAUCCACCCCGGCGGGUUCUACUCGAUGUCAGGCCGCAGUGACCUAGCUGGCCCUCACUACCUGCUCGAUAGAGAUGUCGUUCUCGUCACCAUCAACUACAGGCUCGGCUCUCUCGGGUUCCUCGCCUUGGGCAACCAGCUGGCUCCCGGUAACAAUGGUUUCAAGGACCAGGUGGCAGCUCUUCGCUGGGUGCAGAGGAACAUAGCCGCUUUCGGAGGAGACCCCAACCUGGUCACCAUUUCAGGCUGCAGUGCCGGCGCCGUCAGUGUCAUGGUGCAUAUGAUAUCGCCCAUGUCUAAAGGUCUAUUUCAUCGCGCCAUUGCUCUCAGUGGGUCCCCGACAUCGAAGGUGCCGAGUCCACCCAACCGCGUGGACCUGGCCAUCAAACAGGCGAAAGUCUCCAAGUGUCCUGCAAACAACCUCACAGCGCUCUAUGAAUGCCUCAAGACUAAACCGUGGAAAGAAAUUGCUGGAUCUGUUCUGGGAUUCUUUGAGUUCGGCUACGACCCCCUCAGUCUCUGGCGUCCGGUAGUGGAACCGGACUUCGGGCAGGAGCGGUUCCUGACAGAAGAUCCAAUGCUCUCCAUACGAGAGGGCAGGAUGCACGCAGUUCCAUUCAUCGUCAGCCAGACUACGGGAGAAUUCUUCUGGAAAGCUUUUACCGUCCUAAAUAAUCAAACGCUCAUCGAUACGAUGAACAGCGAAUGGGACCGAAUAGCUCCGAUCUCAUUCAUACUUCCUCGUAACGAAACCAGCGGCAGACUGGCUACGCUGAGGAAGGCAUAUUUCGGAGACAGGUCACUAAGGAAUGACACGGCGACGGCUGAAGGCUUGGGGAAACUGUAUGGAGAUGCCAUUACUGCGUUCCCUGUACAUAGGAUGGCGAACCUAAUGUGCCGUCACUCGUCUCACCCGGUGUACUACACGGAGUUCGCGUACGUUGGCAAUCGCAGUCACUACGAGGAUCCAAUCACCAAGAAACCAGUCCGCGCAGCACAUCACGACGAUCUGAUUUACUUGUUCACGCUGAGCUACCGCUUCCCGACGAUAGAUGUCGCUGACACAGAAGACUCCAAGAUGGUGGAUAAGAUGACGGCGAUCUGGUAUAACUUCGCUAGAUAUGGUGACCCGAAUCCUCGAGGCGACACAGGAGAGCUGACCUCUUUGUCCUGGCCAGCCAUGACGCCUGCCAACAGGACCUACUUGCGAGUCGCCACCGAGUUUACUGUCAAACAGAACCUUUAUGAAAACAGAUUUGAUGUUUGGGACAAACUGUACCCUAUACAGUAUUGA
This is a messenger RNA of Spodoptera littoralis (African cotton leafworm), 1710 nucleotides long. Lineage: Eukaryota; Metazoa; Arthropoda; Insecta; Lepidoptera; Noctuidae. The record is from the annotation of a GenBank genome assembly.